UUUGUGUAUAGAUAUUAUAAUUAUUAUUAAAAUAAUAUACAAGUAAAUCGAACUAUACGUAUAAUAUCAUUUUGUUUUAUUUUCAAUUUGCUUAUCUUUGGGAAGUGGGAAUUUUAAUGAUAAGGAAUUUUCGCUCAUUAUCAGCGCUUCAGUAUGUUGCACAAUGCACUCCAUGCUGUUAUGAAAAUACGUUUUUAAUUUUUAUAUUAAAUAGUAUAUGUUUAUUGUAUAUAUUUAUCAAAGUACCAAAAAUGUCAUUAAAACAUUUUGCUAAUGCUGCUCUUACUGUUCUGAGACAUCAAGUCAUGUACAGUCAGCCUGUACGAAAUGUCUGUCAGUGCCAGAUAUUGGGGUUCAAAAAGAACGACUUGAAAACGACCUCAGCUACUAUGGAUAAUGAAGAAACAUUAAAAAAAAAACGUCCCAAAACGGCGCCUAUUCCUAAAAUCACCCUGAUAGAUCCUGAUCAUAAACUAUCAAUUGUGACUUUAGAUGAAGCAGCCAAGCUAUGUGACAGACGAGGCCUAAAGCUCGUGAAGAUUGUUGAUCUGGAUACUAAAACUCAACGCCCUGUAUUCAAAAUGAUGACAGCUAAUCAAUUUGUUAAUGAGGAUAAAGAUAAAAGAGUAAGAAAAGAAGAAAAAAAAACAAAUGAAUUAAAAGGUGAAAAAACUGCGAUAAUAUCAAGUCGUAUUGGUCAGGGUGAUUUAGAUUCUAAAGUCAAAAAUGUUCGUAAAUGGCUAUGUAAAAUGUAUGAAGUAAGAAUUACAAUUACUGGUGAAACAGCAGAUGAUAUUGCUGAUAAUGUAAUCAAAAUGACUGAAGGUUUUUCAAGAGUUGUUCAGAGAAGAAAGAAAGGUGAUUCUGUUAAAUUUCAAUUAUUACCUCCUAAACAAACUCAAGAUUAAAAUAAACGAUAAAUAUUAAAUGUUUUGCAUUGCAGAAAUACAAUUCAUUGAUUUUUAAAUUUUUUGUUUAUUCUUAGAAGGGUAGAUUAUUUUUUAAUCAUGUUAAACUUGUAGAAAAAUAUUAAAUGUACAUUACGAAUUAAAAUAUAAUAUAUUUAAUUAUUGUUAAAAAUUAAAAUUUAGACUGCCCUAACAAAAAUGAGUUGUCUUUUGGCCCAUACUCUAUGUUGGACUGAUACCAACUACGUUCAACAAAUAUAUUAAAUUAGACCUUGCCAAAUAAAAAUAAAUUAUUUGUUACACUAUAUUUUCUUUGACAUAGUGAGGCAUUUGUCACAUAGAAACAAAAGUAUAGCAAAUUUGAAAUAAAUAAAUGUGUUUUAUGAAAUUUAAGUCACUAAUAAUAGAAUUAAAUUUGAAAAACGAUAUCUUCUGAAGGUUAAAUAAUAAUAAUAAAUUGAAAUCUGAGAGUACCAGGAAAAUAAAUAAAGACUAAACUCUAAAAAAAUAAAUUAAAGUAACACUAUUAUAAAAGAAAACAUAUAUUAUCAUUUACACUAUUUACUUAUUUUUCAGUUACUCCCACUUGAACAGACUUGUAUGAAUAAUUGUAACUAGUAAUGUUUCUGCUUUAUAUUAAUCAUCAAUUAAUUCAGAUUAUUUUUCAGAAAUGUAUAGCGUGUCAAAUAUUAUAGUUUAAUAUGUUAAUAUUUUUAAGAUAUUUUCUUCGAUUUUUAUGUUUUAAGAAUUGGUCAACUUUUCAACUUAAAAAGUUUAUACAACUUCUCAUCUAUAAAACAAAUUGGCCUAGCUGUUAAAAAGUUCUUUGUAUCCUGACAUGAAUCUGACUAGAAUCUUAAUUUGGAGUGGUCCAAAAAUAUUACUUUAUAAUUUGUCUAAAAUAUUUAUGUUUAAAUUAUUACCAAACUUCCAGACAGGUAUUAAAAUUUGAGUGGAGAGGGGUUCCCUACUUCUUACUUCCUACCUUGUUGGUUGCAUGCCUUACAAUUUUAAAAUUAUUUGUUAGUGUAAAUGUAUAAAUCUUAAGUGUUAUUUGACUAGAAAAAGAACUUUAAUAUUAUAUUAUAUAUUUUAAAUUAUAAUAUUAUUUAUUAAUUAUAAUGAAUAAAUUAUCCACUAAUAAUAUUAAUUAUACUUAUGUGCUUGAAAUGUCU
This is a messenger RNA of Adelges cooleyi (spruce gall adelgid), 2083 nucleotides long. RefSeq names its product translation initiation factor IF-3-like. Gene Ontology annotation, biological process: mitochondrial translational initiation; ribosome disassembly. The record is from RefSeq and is a predicted model, not a curated record. Gene Ontology annotation, molecular function: translation initiation factor activity; ribosome binding. Gene Ontology annotation, cellular component: mitochondrion. Bases 117 to 908 code for a protein of 263 amino acids. Lineage: Eukaryota; Metazoa; Arthropoda; Insecta; Hemiptera; Adelgidae. The transcript has a single exon.